GUUUUAAAGUGUAUUUUGUAUUUAUCGACUUGGGUGUUCACAGGCCCACAAAGACAAGAUGGUGGGGAUUGCCAGCUUCCUCAUCCUGAUGAUCUGAUUGGAUGAUGGGAUGGCGCAGCAGAUCCCUGAAGUGUUGGUUCAUCUUCCACAAGGAGUGUUCCAAGUGUUUGAGAGGCUGAAGCUCAGGAUGUCUGCACACUGAUUUGGAUGAGUUGCAAAGUUUAGUUCCAGUUUUUGCUCACCAGUUCCUCCAGCGGGCGCACCCUCUGACAUCGCCGUCAUGGGGGUUCUCUUCCUCAACCUGUCGGUGCUUUUCAUCGAGCACAGGCCCGUCAACAACACGCUUUCCGAGAAGACGGUGUACGAGGGCUGCAGGAACAUGCCGGCCGUCCUCAUCUGGUACCUGGGCCUGCAGUUCAUCAACAUGUUCUUGGGCAUCCCGGCCAACAUCAUGGUGCUGUGGCUCAUUCACAAGAACAAGGGUGACUCGUCCACGUCGGACAUCUUCAUCCUGCACUUGGCCGUGCUGGACGUCCUCUUCUGCCUCAUCCCCCCCUUGGAGCUGGCCAACAUCGUCUUCCUUACCACUAGCAGCACCUGGUACGUCCUGCGCUUCUUCUAUGGUAUGAAAGACUCCUCGCCGCUCUUCCUCUCAUGCAUCUGCCUGGACCGCUACAUGGCCGUGGUGCACCCCAUCACCUUCACCAAGCUGAAGGACCGUCAGCACCGGGCCGGCCUCGCCAUGCUGGUGUGGCUCAUCACGCUGGCCUACGCCGCUGCCAAAUGUGUAGGCAACAUCGUCAACUUUGAAAAGGUCUUCGCCGCCAUGAUCCUCGCCGCCUUUGCCGUCAUGGUGUUCUGCAACAUCGCCAUCCUGUGGGUCCUGCGGCAGUCUGGGCCCGGCCGAGACGAGAUGCACCCGGUGAAGAAGAGGGCCUUCAAGACGGUGCUCAUAAUCUUGGCCAUCAUUGUGUUCAACUACUUCCCGCCGGUGGCGCUGUUUCCAUUCCAGCACUACUUCUCGCCCAAUGUCUUCCGCUGCUACGUCCACUACGUCGCCUUUGGCCUGAUGGACUUCAGCAGCAGCAUCCAGCCCAUGCUCUACCUGUCCAAGGAGAAGGUUUCCUGUCCCAGCUGUUGCCAGCCCAACUCCACACACCUCCGAUAGCUUGUCCAAUGUCUCCAUUUUUGUUGUACCAGGUGCUUGGAGACAUGUGUACGAUCAAAUGAGAUCCAUUACAAAAGAUGUAGAUGACCACCAUGUAUCCCACCAGAUAUCUCCUGCAUUUUUUGUUGUCAUGCAUUCCAAGACACAAAUAAGAGAACAAUUAGAGAUCAGGCCUGUCCAAAACUGAGUGAUACUGGGGACACUUCGAUAUUUGUCUUCUUUACCUUCAGUCCUUUAGUUGUUUUAGUAUUAAGCAUGCUAAAACCAAGUUAAUUUAGGUCAAGAUAGCGAAGAAGUUAAACAUUCAACAGAAAAAAAGGCUUUGUGUGAUAGGGGACAAAGCAAACAAGUUAUUGGUAUUAUUAUCCAUUCAAUUUUUCUUGUAAUAUUUUACUUUUUCCUUUUCAAUGUGAUUCCCCUUUGUGACGUUGGUCCCCCUCGUGUGUAGCUGUCUUGGGUAUACUGAAUGUAUGUUAAGAAAGAAUAUUUCAUUGUU
Dunckerocampus dactyliophorus (ringed pipefish) is the source of this 1664-nucleotide messenger RNA. RefSeq names its product proteinase-activated receptor 3 (gene hcar2). Gene Ontology annotation, molecular function: G protein-coupled receptor activity. The transcript is spliced from 2 exons. Lineage: Eukaryota; Metazoa; Chordata; Actinopteri; Syngnathiformes; Syngnathidae. The coding region runs from base 281 to 1168 and encodes 295 amino acids. Gene Ontology annotation, cellular component: membrane. Gene Ontology annotation, biological process: phospholipase C-activating G protein-coupled receptor signaling pathway; positive regulation of Rho protein signal transduction. The record is from RefSeq and is a predicted model, not a curated record.